AUGGUACCAUUAUUUUUUCUACUAUUACUAACUUAUGACGUCUGCAGUACAGUCGAAUGCCCGCGUGAAUGCGAAUGUGACGCUAUUCCACCGAACAAUUCGUCUUGGGCUGUCUACUGCCAUCGUGGAGGCCUAAAUGACACGAUAUUCGCUGAUAUUCUCAAUCGUCUCCCAUCAUCCUUAAAAUUACUAGAUAUUCAAACAAGCAGUUGGCGACCAGCAAACAAGUUUAAAUGGAGCGACAAUCUUAAUCGUUUCAACCUUCUGAAGCAACUUCGCCUAGUGAAUUGUGCGAUUCCUGCGAUGAGUCGGAAUAUCAGACUUCCAUCUUUGGAGUUACUCGAUUUGCACGGAAAUGAGAUUGAACACGCUACUAUGGGAAACUUUGGAGGAAUGCCAAAUUUGCGAUUUCUUGACUUGAGUGAUAAUCAUCUUAGCAUUCUGCCCACCGGUGUCUUCACUUUUCUGCGAAACCUCAAAUCUCUUUCCCUCGCCAAUAAUUCAAUAAAUGAAUUGUCUGCGAAUCUUCUAAGAGGACUGCGAACGCUGAAAUCAUUGAGACUUGACGGAAAUAUCAUACCAGUCAAACAGAUCAACGAUCUCUUCGUCGAUGUACCACAACUGGAAGAACUGCAUCUGAAUGGUUGUCGUCUAUCCAGCAUUUCCAAUCUGUCACUGAAGGAUGUAGAACAAUUACGUCAUCUCGGACUGGCUAAUAACAAUCUGCGCACGAUACCCACUCAAGAGUUACGACAACUGGCACAUUUGGCCGUUCUUGACCUAAGCGGCAAUGACCUUGUGGAGGUUGGGGCGUGUGCUUUUUGCUCGAAUAACAUUUCACGGCUUGAUCUAUCCCAUAAUCGGCUAGGCUUGGUCAAGGAACCGUUUCACGCGGACGCUUUUCGUAAUAUUCCAUUGGUGGAACUCGAUCUUUCAUUCAACCACAUGAACGAGUUCCAUUCAAGUUCGCUUGGUUGGGCUCAGGAACGUCUUCAAACGCUUAGUAUGGCCGGAAACUCACUUGGAGAAUUUCACAGAGAUAUCACUGCCACACUACCGUCUCUACACAGUCUCAACAUGGCCUACAAUAACAUCGAACGUAUUCCGCUAGUAUUCCCACCACAGUUUUAUCAUCUAACUCUACUAAAUAUCUCUGGAAACUCGCUUACUUAUCUCCCUGACAAUCUGCCAUAUCUACUACCAAAUCUUAAGGAGUUCGACAUAUCAAACAACAAAUUCUCCACAUUAACGCAAACUGCCGUUGAUUACAUCGAUCAACUCGAACGUGUUCAUCUUGGUGGCAAUCCGUGGGACUGCUCGUGUUCAAUCCAACACAUCCAACAGCAUAUGCGUCAUCGCUAUGCGAUGCGCCACAUUCUUCGAUAUCAUGAGGCUAGAUGUGCAGAACCAGCACUGGUCAAAGGACAACCACUCCUUAGUGUCACUGAUAUUAACGAAUGUGCAGUUCUCUUUGGUGCUCGCUACGGGCUAUCGCAGAGCAGCGAGCUGUUCAUCCUGCUUGCAGCUUUACUCUCUGCCGCUGUAAUUCUGUCUAUUCUACUAAUCUGUCUAUAUUUUCUGCGUGAGCGACAGUACAAAGGUUCCUACGUGACCCGAGAGCAUUCUCGGACACCACUCACUAUGGCACCUCACAUUAGUUGUUCUUCAACUAAUAGUGGCGCAAGUGAACCUCUGACACCACCGAUGCCACCACCACCGCCAAAACCAACUGCGGCUUACUUUGGUAUAUAA
Molecule: messenger RNA, 1752 nt
Organism: Angiostrongylus costaricensis
Lineage: Eukaryota; Metazoa; Nematoda; Chromadorea; Rhabditida; Metastrongylidae
Source: the annotation of a GenBank genome assembly